Messenger RNA from Pomacea canaliculata, 1411 nucleotides. Its product is annotated as fibrillin-3-like. The coding region runs from base 139 to 561 and encodes 140 amino acids. NCBI's taxonomy places the organism in Eukaryota, Metazoa, Mollusca, Gastropoda, Architaenioglossa, Ampullariidae. The transcript has 5 exons. The record is from RefSeq and is a predicted model, not a curated record.
GCGAGGACCAAUUACACACCAGUAUACUACUCAUUACCAAGUAGCAAGUUGCUAAGGCGGAUUGAAAUAAAACUGAGCUCCACUGCAAAGCCAGCCACAGAGGGACGACAUCAACCGAACAAACGAGACACGAGAAAAAUGCAGCCAACAUUGCUAGUGACUGUCUUCUUCUGCACUCUUGUGGCUGUUGAGGCAGGUACCAAGGCACUCGCAGAAGAAUGCACAGCUGACACUGACUGCGCUGACACUAACGCAGCCUGUUCAACAGGAACUACAAGAGUGUGCGAGUGUAAAGCUACCUUCACUAAGAUUGAUACAGUUUGCGCUGCUGAACACACAAUUGGAACCGCCUGCUUAUCAUCAGAUGGAUCAAAGGGUGACUGCUUGGAUGUCAACGCCAUUUGUCCAGCAAGCAAGAAGUGUGAAUGUAAAUCAGGAUACAAAGGAACUCCUGGAGGAACAUGUGCCGAUAAGAACCAAGGGAGCGCACCAGCACAGAUGUCCAUCUGGAUGCUGUGUAUGACCGUCAUUGGGAUGUCACUGGCUGUCUACGUGGUGUGACACUCAGUAACAUACUUUGGACAUGCUGACGGUGUGAUAUUCUUUCUGUCCAGGACUAAGAACGUUCUUUCUCAAACUUAUUUCCUAAGACUGUUUUUGUAAUCAAAAACUCACUUUCUUUAAUGUCUCUUGCCAUAAUUUAUCAAAUUCAUUAGCUGGUAGGACGAUCUGAUGCAUUAGAUGCUGCAAUUGGUUUGAUCACCUGCUGUGGCUAGAAAUUCGUUUACAGUAUAGGACAACAAACAAACUGAUAUUUUUGAGUCGAUUUAAAAGUAUCUUGUACAAAGCGAAUUGUGAAAAAGCUGCGUUUUUACAUACUGAAUAACAAGAUUAAAUGAUAGAUGAAACUGUGUAGUCAUUAGAAUACAGUGAGUGACAACGGUGACAACAAUCUUUUAGCUGUUAUAUCAGUCUUCAUUAAUCUUCGGUAAUUUUUCAAUAAACUUUAUUCCAUUCAGUCACCAGUCUAUCACCAGUGUUAUAUGCAGUCGAGGAGUCGUAAAUACCAGCUGUUAACUGUUAUCUCUCGUCCCUCCAUUCAUUUUCAAGUAUGAUCUAUGGGAUAUAAGCCAUAGUGAUGAAAAUGACGGAGGCAUUACUCUAUAUGCCAUGUAACAGGUGGCAACAUCAAAUAUAUACAAAUUAAAACCAGCAACACUUUCCUUCGACAAAAUGGCAGCAAAAAUUCAAACUAUUUGAUUUAGAAGCUACUUCAUAGCUAUACCUGACAGUUAUGAUGUGACAGAAUGUUGUGCUUAAUUAAUUUGCAAAACCAAUAAUUCGAUGCUGUUUGUCAUAAGACUUUAUCUUUAGACGAAUUUUAUGAAAAUAAAAUCUUACUAUACAAAAA